Ilyonectria robusta is the source of this 1163-nucleotide messenger RNA. RefSeq lists its product as uncharacterized. The transcript has a single exon. The coding region runs from base 121 to 837 and encodes 238 amino acids. NCBI's taxonomy places the organism in Eukaryota, Fungi, Ascomycota, Sordariomycetes, Hypocreales, Nectriaceae. The record is from RefSeq and is a predicted model, not a curated record. Gene Ontology annotation, molecular function: protein binding.
UCGUUUAUCUUCCUUUAGUCGUCCCUCCGUCAACUUCCUACAGCUCCAGAUGAGCAACAACAUCUUCCGCAUUUUCAACCCUGGAGGUUAGUAUUGGCUUCCCUUCUAUUCCCUGAUAUUAUGCCCUCCUGCACAGUCUCUGGUUCAGGCCUUCAACAUCUUCCUAAACCACUACUCAAAGCUGACGGGGAAUCCACUACGAUUGGGGCUAGCAAGAGAUUCUCUCUAGCCGAUCACGCGCUUAAGUGGGAUCUUGGCACAGGAUUGAUAGCAAUACGAGGAUUCUUUUCGAGCGUGAGGGUAUCAACCUGCCGCUCCCUUGUCAACGUUAAUGUCUGCCACGGGGCCUUUUACGAAGCAGGGCCGCUGGACCAGAUAAUGUUCAUGUACUACUCUGCUCACCAAAGAAGCAAGCACAAACUGAACCACUUCCUCAAGAAGCUUAAGGUGAGGCCUACUCACCUGCCAGAAAGGAAGAACAAAAAGGGUGAAAUCGUGCGGAAAGUCAAGACCAUUAUUGGCCUCGCCAACACGAACGACGGACACGGCCUCCAACAUCCCCCAAGGGUAAAAGAGUUCGGUGGAGGUCCUAAAGACGUGGAGUUCUGGCUCGAAGGCGGAGGGGGAGGCCAGCUGGCCAGCACCCCAGGAGCCGGAAGUCAGGAGGGGGGUAAAAAGAAAAAGAGGAAAGGAAAACAGGCAAGCCCUUCCGACAAGCCAUCGUCGACUGCGUUCAGCGGCAGAUACAUCAGUGUUUGCGAAUUCUUUUGGACCAGUGAGUGUUCAAAUGCCUGUUGGGAAAGCUCAUUUUAUAAUAACUGUCUGAAUAGAAUAUAAUCGGCAGACCAACCCCAUGAUCCCCGUCAUCAACGUCGGUACGCGAGAUAACCCAAGUAGUAAAAGCCUGCGUUGAAAAGCUCCGCCGCCGCGACAGUCCAUUCCUCAAUAGUCUCAUUAUUAAAGCGUGAAAAAAUAGGCUUGCCAGUUUCUGGAUUAAUCCAUUUUUAAACAGCAGAUAUUUCAGUAAAUUCGCUAUUAGAUAAUGUAGUCAUGUCGCCAAUUAAUGCAAAAUUGCAGUUGUUGUGGGUGAGUUACAUGGGUGUGCAUAAGAUUGUGAAAGGCCUCUAGCGAGUUGAUUCAACUAACUAGUCCCUAUGCUGUUU